AUGGGGCCCAAUUUUCCCGAGGCCCUGGCCAUUGCGCCCCAAGCGCCCAGCACAGGCGCCGACGACGUCGCAUGGGCCCAUGACAGUGCGGACGACAUUGCGCAGUACGGCAUCGCAGGCCGGAUCUGGGAGUCGGCAUUCCUUGUCGAGUCGUACGUACAUGCCCCCAGCACAUGGACAUGGGAUCCGCCGCGCACCAUCGUAGGCGCGCCUCAGGCACGCACGAUUUUGGAGUUGGGCUCAGGCGUAGGCACAGCAGGUCUCACGACAGCUAUGGCUCUUGAUACACGGCAGACGCACGACUUGAUCGUGACAGACCUGCCGGACGUCUGUCCGCUCUUGGCUAGAAACACACGCGACUUCCAUCGCGAGGGCGUUCGCGUGCAUGUUCGGCCUUUGGCGUGGGGCGAUCAGGACGCAGCGCGGCGCAUCCUGCACGAGUUUCGUCCUACGCACCUCCUCUGCUCCGACCUGGUGUACUUCCCCGACUUGCUGGCGCCGCUUCUCCACACGCUAUUGGACGUGACCGACCGCGUGCCGGACGCUCAGGUGGUCAUAGCGUACAAAAUCCGCUCGCUGACCAAGGAGCAGCCAUUUUGGACGGCGCUGGGCGUUUGGUUCGAUAUGGCAUGGACGCAGUGCAGCACAGGUCCCGACCAGCCGCUCGCUCCGUUCGGAAGUCACGCCUCGCACUUCGUGCACAAGCCGCCGUGCGAUGCGCAAGGCAAGCCGCUGGACGACUUCUUCGUGCUCGUCGCCCACCGCAAGUCGCAUACGCUUACAUGGACGCGGCCAUCGGCGCCGGCCACUCUGCUGAGCGGCAUGCACAUGGUCGACGGGCUUGCUGUGCCAGGCGAGGGCACAGACACGUUUGAGUGGAUGAUACUGAGUUCAGCGAGUGAUGCAUAUCUACAUUAG
Messenger RNA from Malassezia restricta, 918 nucleotides. Its product is annotated as protein N-lysine methyltransferase METTL21D. Gene Ontology annotation, molecular function: protein-lysine N-methyltransferase activity. The coding region runs from base 1 to 918 and encodes 305 amino acids. Gene Ontology annotation, cellular component: cytoplasm. The record is from RefSeq and is a predicted model, not a curated record. Gene Ontology annotation, biological process: peptidyl-lysine methylation. Lineage: Eukaryota; Fungi; Basidiomycota; Malasseziomycetes; Malasseziales; Malasseziaceae. The transcript has a single exon.